UGUCAGGCUGAGACAGCUUCUGAGUAGCGAAGCGCUCCCCGUUGCUGAGGAGCGAGGGUGGGUCUGGAGCUGGGGCCGCGCCUCAGGCAGUGCCACCGCUUGAACUUUGCGUCAGGCUGCCCUUUGGCCGGCUUGAGAAGCCUUAGAGUGGGACUGGUUUGGCGAGCCCUAGUAUGACGUCCCUUUGCCGCUCUCAGUAGGACGUUCACAGGAGAAAGAAUUCAGCAAGCCAUGUGUGGACACCUUAAGCGACUUCGGGUGUGUUCCCUUGGAGAGGCAACAACUGACCCCGCUAACAAGGGCACCUGAAGGAGCGCCGAAGCGCAGUGGGCGCAGUGUGGCCAGCUUGGCUCUCUGGCAGAUUUCCUUCAGUAAGAAGUGGCUGUAGCAGACCCCAGUAAACGAGUGUGGUCUUUUGUUGUGAGGCAUAAUGGCUACAAAAUUGGCUUCUAUAACCCCAAAGCCAAAGCAGUCUUUUGUACUGAGAGUUCCUCCAGACUCCAAGCUGAGCCAAGACCACUUUCCAGAUGCCACGAGUGGGUCCAGGACCAUCCACCAGCUGGUGCUAGAGCACUUCCUUACCUUCUUGCCCAAAGCAAGCCUGGUCCAGCCUAAUCAGAAAGUCAAGGAGACCUUGGUUAUUAUGAAGGACAUGAGUUCAAGCCGUCAGAUCAGAGUGCAACCUCAUUCCUUAGUGAAACUUGUGCCCAGAGAAAGAGUGCAGCAGAAACAGGAAGCAGUGUCACUGUGUUUUAAAGCUGACUGCAAGGAGCUGGUGAUCUUUGAGGAUUUGAAUGUAUUUCACUCCCAAGAAGAAUGUGUAAGCAUGGAUUCUGCUCAGCAACCCACUUCAGAGAAGGAAGAUAACAUUGAUGUUGGGGAGAUGGUGUUACUGGUUAAUGACAGCAGUCCUGCAGGUGAAGAUCUUCAUAAGGAAGAUUGUAGAGAAAAGUCUUCAGAUAGUGAUGGGAUGGACAGUCUCUUGGUUUCUGAGCAACCUCCAGGUUGCCAAGAAGAAAAAGUAAAUACCUCUAUUCCACAGCAAAGGAAAUUGAGAAAUCUUUUAGUUACUAUUAAAAAUGAUACUCCACUGGAGGAACUUUCAAAAUAUGUGGACAUCAAUGUUAUUGCACUUACUCGAAAUCAGAGAACAAGGAGGUGGUAUACUUGUCCACUAUGUGGGAAACAAUUUAAUGAAAGUUCUUACCUUAUUUCCCACCAGAGGACUCACACUGGAGAGAAACCAUAUGACUGUAGCCACUGUGGGAAAAGCUUCAAUCAUAAAACAAACCUCAAUAAACAUGAGCGAAUUCAUACAGGAGAGAAGCCUUAUUCCUGUUCUCAGUGUGGGAAAAACUUUCGUCAGAAUUCUCAUCGAAGUCGUCAUGAAGGAAUCCAUGUAAGAGAGAAGAUAUUUAAGUGUCCAGAAUGUGGGAAAACCUUCCCAAAGAAUGAAGAGCUUGUGCUUCAUCUGCAGAGUCAUGAGGCCAAGAGACCAUAUAGUUGCAGAAACUGUGGAAGAAGAUUUGGUCGACUAUCCAACUGCACCCGGCAUGAGAAAACCCACUCGGCCUGUAAGACCCGAAAGCACAAGUGAGAUUACAGCAGGUCCUACUGCAGCCCAAAAAGUUCUGUAAGGAAUUCUGAAUUCCUAGGCUGCCUAAAAAGAUGAGAAAACCUUACAAGAAUCAAAGUUGAGACGAAUACCCAUGUUGGCUAAAACCUCAAAUUCUUAACAGGUUCCCAGGAAAGGAAACAUCCUCAAGGGCUAUAUAUCUGUUAACAUCCAGGCUUUUGGGAAAAAGAGCUUUUUGAUGAAGUUGUACAACAGCAUAUAAAUUGCAAAUCCAUUUUCCAAGAAGACUUUAAAUGUGAGUUAGGCUUGGGGCUGCUUACCUGCAUUUCUAUUGAAGUAGACCACACACAGGAAUUUACACUUGAGAAAGGAGAAAUGGCACCAAGGUUUUUUAUCUACAACUGUGUUCCUCUCAAAGAACCAAAUUACUGAUUUGUUAGGCCAACAGCUUCUAAUAGCAAUUUAUGUAACCCUCUGAAUGCCCUGAUAAGGUUUGAGUUUUGAAUUGUUUACUUGGGAAUGUAGGAAAACUGCAGCUUUUGAAUGUCAGAGACUUAAUGCUCGUUUGUAUGUAACCUAAAAUACCUUAUCAAUUUGAAUAACAUUUGUAAUUUAUGGUGAAAA
Messenger RNA from Octodon degus (degu), 2200 nucleotides. It is a transcript of the gene Znf200, whose product is annotated as zinc finger protein 200. The transcript is spliced from 5 exons. NCBI's taxonomy places the organism in Eukaryota, Metazoa, Chordata, Mammalia, Rodentia, Octodontidae. Bases 431 to 1597 code for a protein of 388 amino acids. The record is from RefSeq and is a predicted model, not a curated record.